GGACAUGGGUCAUAGGAUGACAAAUGUUGGAGUCACCAAACAAGUCCUUCCUCUUCAUCCCCAUCUCAAGACCAACUGAUUACUUUUGAAUUAACUUAUUAGAGGUACAUUUCAUAAAGACAAAGGAAAAUGGAGCUCAUGUUCUUAAGGGCUAUGGUAUCUGGAAGAACCAACAGUCAGACAAAUGGAAAUGACUCGUACUAAAUGUAUCAAUAUGACUACCCAACACCUAAUGCGUAGCUGGUACUCAGCUGUGAAUGAACUGGCACUGUGAGCGAACUACUUCCUGGUUGAAUCAAUGAAGACUCUUCCUGUGGAUUUACAUGAAAUUAAUUCUGCGGAACUGAGCAUUUUGACUGGCUGUCCACAGAAGUGUCAUGAAAUAUAUGACUUAUUAUAGCUUCAAGAUGAUAAAAACCCUUUCAUUCUGAGUCUUUAAAAAAAAAUCUGGUAAGCAAGAAUAAGGAUGAUAAAGUUCGUGAAACCUCUCACCCACGUGCCACGGAAAAAUCUAUUCUUCACCAGGGUCCUCUUGCCCUAAGGACAGCAAAGGGAAGGAGCAGGAAAAAGAAGUGGUUUGAUCCCUGCAGUUUUUCCCAGCAAGAGAAGAUUGUCUCCCCUUGCAGAGAGGGAGGAAGUUUCCCUGGAUCAGUAGAGAUUAGAAAGAUUGUUGGGCGUGGCACACCUCCUGGGAAGGGGCUGGGGGCACACUGCCUGUCUCCACCAAGUCCAUCUCUAGAAUCAGUACUGUGGCCUUGAAGGGCUGUAGAACAUCACUCUUCUCCAGGCCGCACUCAGGCCCACAACCCCCUUCCCUCACUCAGAGUGACUACUCCGUUUCUUAGUCCCUGCUGUUGCCAGGAACGAUUACAUGGACUAAGCCAGGAAAGUAGGCCGGGUGACUGCAGGCCUACUGCUUGGAGCUGGAGCCUGCUGUUGGACCUAUAGACUGACUCGGGGAAGAAAACAAAGGAGAAAAUGGCGGAGGGUGGCUCUGGGGAUAUGGACGAUGCUGGGGACUGUUCUGGGGCCAGGUAUAAUGACUGGUCAGAUGAUGAUAAUGAUGAUGAUGACAGCAAUGAGAGCAGGACCAUAGUGUGGUACCCUCCUUGGGCCCGGAUUGGGACUGAGGCUGGGACCAGAGCUAGAGCCAGAGCAAGGGCGAGGGCUAACAGGGCUCGUCAAGCUGUCCAGAAACGGGCUUCCCCUAAUUCUAAUGAUACUGUUCUGUCCCCUCAAGAGCUACAGAAAGUACUUUGUUUGGUUGAGAUGUCUGAAAAGCCUUACAUUCUUGAAGCAGCUCUCAUUGCUCUGGGUAACAAUGCUGCUUAUGCAUUUAACAGAGAUAUUAUUCGUGAUCUGGGUGGUCUCCCAGUUGUUGCAAAGAUUCUCAACACCCGGGAUCCCAUUGUUAAGGAAAAGGCUUUAAUCGUCCUAAAUAACUUGAGUGUGAAUACCGAAAAUCAGCGCAGGCUUCAGAUAUAUAUGAGUCAGGUGUGUGAUGAUACAGUCACGUCUCGCUUGAACUCCUCUGUGCAGUUGGCUGGACUCAGAUUGCUCACAAAUAUGACUGUGACUAAUGAGUAUCAGCACAUACUUGCUAAUUCCAUUUCAGACUUUUUUCGCUUAUUUUCAGCAGGAAAUGAAGAAACUAAACUUCAGGUUUUGAAACUUCUUCUGAAUUUGGCUGAAAAUCCAGCCAUGCCUAGAGAACUGCUUAGGGCCCAAGUACCAGCUUCACUGGGUUCCCUUUUUGAUAAGAAAGAGAACCAAGAGGUUAUUCUUAAACUUCUGAUCAUUUUUGAGCACAUAAAUAACAACUUUAAAUGGGAAGAAAAUGAACCUACUCAGAACCAGUUUGGUGAAGGUUCACUCUUUUUCUUUUUGAAAGAAUUUCAAGUGUGUGCAGAUAAAGUUCUGGGAAUUGAAAGUCACCAUGAUUUUUUGGUGAAAGCAGAAGUUGAAAAAUUCAUGGCCAAACUGGCCGAGCACAUGUUCCCAAAGAAUCAGGAAUAAUUUGUUGACUUUGUUGUUGAGAAGUAACACACAGUGUAAACUAUUCCUUUUCUCUACCUUGUUUAUAUGGAAAAGGAAUUCUUUCAGCUGCCAAUUUUGACUAGUGAAUACCAUAUUGUAUCAUCAUUGCUGAUAUUUAACCAAGUUGGUCUUCAGGUUUAAGCUGGGUGAAUGAGUAUCACUACUUGUUCUGAAAACAUGUUUGUUGCUUUUGAUCUCGUUACUAUCUGCAUAAGUGACAGUGACCCAACUCAUCAUAAGCUUUUUUCUGUCCUUUGCAGUGAUGUAAUUUGUGUAUCAUCAAUAGACGUGUCUGUUAAUGCUAGAAAGGAAAUAAAAGGAACAGAGAAACUA
Messenger RNA from Dipodomys ordii (Ord's kangaroo rat), 2370 nucleotides. RefSeq names its product armadillo repeat-containing X-linked protein 3-like. Gene Ontology annotation, molecular function: protein binding. The coding region runs from base 979 to 2016 and encodes 345 amino acids. NCBI's taxonomy places the organism in Eukaryota, Metazoa, Chordata, Mammalia, Rodentia, Heteromyidae. Gene Ontology annotation, cellular component: mitochondrion. The transcript is spliced from 3 exons. The record is from RefSeq and is a predicted model, not a curated record.